AAAAAAAAAAUAAAAAAAAAAAUUUUCCAAAUAGCGGGGAGGAGAAAAACGGAAGCUAAUUGCAGAGGAAAUGAAAUGAUUGCAGAAAAAUAUGCGGGGCGAUGAGGCCAGGCUCGUGCUGGGGUUCCCUCCCAAUUAUCGACCGACUCCUGCUCAGGUAAAAGCAGCUUACAAAAGAAAGGUAUGGGAAUCUCAUCCUGACCUGUUUCCUUCUCAUCAGAAGCCUCAUGCAGAGUCUAAUUUCAAGCUGAUUUCAGAAGCUUACACUUGCCUGUUGUCAGUUUCUUGGAGUUGCAACAAGUGCAACUGAGUCAAACUUGUUAUGUUUUGGACGUGAGCAUACCUGAAGCACCUCAGUCAAGUUCACAGCAAAAGGCAUAACUCUCAGUCACACAAGAGAUGGAAUGACCUUAUGUACGUUAGCUUUAGCUUGCAACUUAUAGACAGCAAACUGGGAAGAAAACCGGAUGACUGGAUUUCCUUUGACAGUUUCAUGAUGGAAAGUGUACUUGAUGACUGCGUUGUGGAAAUAGAGAAGCAAGCUUGGUGGAAGAUGAGUUACUUCUCGGUCACUGUAUACUUUUGCAACAGAUUCACCUCUCUCUCUCUCUCUCUCUCUCUCUCUCCCCGUCUCUCUUGCAUGUUGCCUCGUAUUCAUUAGAUUGAUGAGAACUUCAAGUGAAACUUUAAAAAUUUUGUUCCUGGUUUAGUUGAACCAUUGGAGAUGCUCUUGAUCUUGAUGGUGGCAAUUUGACAGACUAGUUGGUGUCUAUAUGACUCAUCAACAUGGUGUAAGCGGUGAAGUAUACAUAAUGGAAAUUUGGAGUGCUUUCUCAUUUUUAUAUGUAGCUUUUCUUUAGGUAACUGUAGUUUAAUGCCUUGCCGCCAAAAAAGAUAAUGCGUAGUUCAAUGCCUAUCUGCUGCCACAUAACAGUCCUAUCUACCCCUUACCUGUUUGAAGUAUACUGAAUAGUUUACUUGAGUCUUACACUUGACAAUUCAGUGGCUUUUUGGACUUGAAUAAUUUGAAUAAUGUAUUUAUUAUGUUUUCUUACAGAA
This is a messenger RNA of Ziziphus jujuba (common jujube), 1059 nucleotides long. Its product is annotated as protein CAJ1. NCBI's taxonomy places the organism in Eukaryota, Viridiplantae, Streptophyta, Magnoliopsida, Rosales, Rhamnaceae. Gene Ontology annotation, cellular component: cytoplasm; nucleus. The coding region runs from base 92 to 310 and encodes 72 amino acids. The record is from RefSeq and is a predicted model, not a curated record. The transcript has 4 exons. Gene Ontology annotation, molecular function: protein-folding chaperone binding; protein folding chaperone.